GCAAGCAAACAGCUCACCACUGCGGCGAGUGUGGAGAGUUUCACUCAAAAGGUUAAUCUUCAAACGCACCAGCGCAUUCACACAGGAGAGAAACCGUAUCAGUGCCCAGAGUGUGGGAAGAGUUUCAGUGACAAACGUAAUCUAAGAAAACAUCAUCAGAUCCAUAAGAAAGAGAGACAGUAUCAGUGCUCAGAGUGUGGAAAAACAUUCCAGGAGCAGACUCAUCUUCACAGACACCAGAGAGUUCACACAGGAGAGAAACCAUUUUACUGCUCAGAGUGUGGAAAGAGUUUCAGUCAACAGACUCAUCUCAAAAGGCACCAGCGCAUCCACACAGGAGAGAAGCCAUAUCACUGCUCAGAGUGCGGGAAGAGUUUUAACGACAGUCGUCAUCUCCAGAGACACCAGCGCAUCCACACGGGAGAGAAACCGUAUCAGUGCUUAUUGUGCGGAAGGAGUUUUAAUCAGCACAGUAAUCUGAACGUACACCAGCGUGUUCACACAGGAGAAAAACCGUUUCAGUGCUCAGACUGUGGAAAGACCUUUGCUCUGCAGAGUAAUCUCCGAAUACACCAGCGUAUUCACACCGGAGAGAAACCAUAUUACUGCUCGGAGUGCGGGAAGAGCUUCAGGCAUUCAAAUUUAAAAACACAUAAAUGCAUUAAGAGAGAGAGAACUUAAUAACAAGACUGGGCAGCCCACAUUCUGCUGGAACAUCUGCCUCAUGGCAAGUGUGCUGUAGAAUAUAAAAAUAAAAUGACAAUUUUUGGUAUAUGACGGUAUUUAUUGCAGAUUAAAGGAGAGUGGAAACAAAAUAUUAAUUUCCAUAUUUUACUUGCCACUCGGAUUUUUGACCAGCCACAUUUAUCAAUAAAUAAAUGUAUCAUCUUA
Pygocentrus nattereri (red-bellied piranha) is the source of this 891-nucleotide messenger RNA. Its product is annotated as gastrula zinc finger protein XlCGF7.1-like. The record is from RefSeq and is a predicted model, not a curated record. The transcript has a single exon. The annotation marks the transcript as partial. Gene Ontology annotation, biological process: regulation of cytokine production; regulation of immune system process; negative regulation of transcription by RNA polymerase II. NCBI's taxonomy places the organism in Eukaryota, Metazoa, Chordata, Actinopteri, Characiformes, Serrasalmidae.